GGACGGCUUCCGGGAUGUGGCGGGGCCUUUGUCUCUCACUGCAGCCUGAGCUCCAGGUCUUACCUUCAUUGCUCUGUGUCCUCUGCUCCUAGAGGCCCGGCUCUGUGACCCUGUGACCUGCAGGUAUUGGGAGACCCACAGCUAAGACACCGGGACCCCCUGAAAGCCUAGAAAUGGAAGACCUGAGGUCUGGAGUGUAUCCUCUCAAGGGAGCAAGUGGAUGCCCUGCGGCUGAGAGGAAUCUUCUGGUGUACUCUUAUUUUGAAAAGGAGACAUUGACAUUUAGGGAUGUGGCCAUAGAAUUCUCUCUGGAGGAGUGGGAAUGCCUGAACCCUGCUCAGCAGAAUUUAUAUAUGAAUGUGAUGUUAGAGAACUACAAAAACCUGGUCUUCUUGGGUAUUGCUGUCUCUAAGCAAGACCCAGUCACCUGUCUGGAGCAAGAAAAAGAGCCCUGGAAUAUGAAGAGACAUGAGAUGGUGGAUGACCCCCCAGGUAGGUGA
Messenger RNA from Piliocolobus tephrosceles (Ugandan red Colobus), 500 nucleotides. RefSeq names its product zinc finger protein 431-like. The coding region runs from base 174 to 500 and encodes 108 amino acids. NCBI's taxonomy places the organism in Eukaryota, Metazoa, Chordata, Mammalia, Primates, Cercopithecidae. The record is from RefSeq and is a predicted model, not a curated record. The transcript has 4 exons. Gene Ontology annotation, biological process: regulation of DNA-templated transcription.